Brassica napus (rape) is the source of this 1508-nucleotide messenger RNA. Its product is annotated as zinc finger-containing ubiquitin peptidase 1. NCBI's taxonomy places the organism in Eukaryota, Viridiplantae, Streptophyta, Magnoliopsida, Brassicales, Brassicaceae. The coding region runs from base 147 to 1358 and encodes 403 amino acids. The transcript is spliced from 5 exons. The record is from RefSeq and is a predicted model, not a curated record.
AGCAAAUCACUCUAGUUCCUUCCGCCUUGUGUUGUAGGAAACUAGGAAUUGAUCUCUUAAACCCAGGAAACAAUAUAAUUUGAUUUGUCCACAACUUGUUAGAAGAGUUUUUCUUUAUACUUUCUCUCUGUGCUAAUUAGAAAAAAAUGUCAGCAUGUCCAGUCUGUAACCUAAGGCUUCCUCUUUCCCAAAUUGAAAGCCAUGUGAAUGCCCACUUCGAAGACGAAAUCGAUCCACAAAUCGCAAAUGACCACUACUUGGCUCUGCAACUCGCUUCUUCUUCUUCUUCUGAUCCUCCUCCAACCCUAAAGGAAGCUCCUUUCCUCGACCCAUUUAACAAAAUCGUUCCUUUCCCGCAAAACGACGACGUUGUGCGUUCACAGACCAAGAGGCCAUUCUACAGAGUAGGAAACGGCGGUUUGAUUUCCUUGCUGACGACUUGUUUGGUGGAGUCAAAGACCAAACCUUUGGAGUGCAGCACAAGUUUACUAUCAGGCUACGUUGAUCAUUUUCAAUCCACGAAGGAGGAUAAAGGAUGGGGAUGCGGGUGGAGGAACAUCCAAAUGCAAUGCUCUCACUUGCUUUCUCGUAGAGACCAAGAAGUUAAAAGAGUUCUCUUUGGUGGCUCUGAGUUCGUUCCCGACAUCCCUUCGCUUCAGCGGUGGUUGGAGAUAGCUUGGAGGAGUGGGUUUGACGUCUCUGGGGGUCUGCAUUUCGACAAGCGUAUAUACGGUUGUAAGAAAUGGAUUGGGACUACUGAGUGUGCUGCGCUGUUGCGUUCUUUUGGGUUGAGAGCUAGAGUUGUUGAUUUUGCGCCUGAGAAGUCUCGGUCCAUGUAUUUGUCGGUUCCUGGCUCUGCUGUUGCGCCUAAGAGGAGGGCGUAUGGUCCUAUGGAUAGAUACGUGGUUAAAAAGGGUGCAAGUGGGGUGGAGAAAGGGGUUGACUCUCGUGGUUCUACCUCUUCUAGGAUAGGGAAAGGAGCGGUUUUGAUGGAUUGGGUUUGGAAUUACUUUUCGGACAACAGGUUGGAUGUUUCCUCUGGUGUUCAUAUGACGAAUAAAGGGCCUUUGUAUUUCCAACAUGAAGGGCACUCGAGAACGAUCGUUGGGAUUCAGAGACGGUUGCAAGGAACUACGUUUACUCCUCAGUACAAUCUCCUGAUUCUGGACCCAGCUGAUUUUACUAGAGAUAUAGAGAAAGCGCUUGUAGAUAAGAAAGGCUGGGAGGGAUAUCUUAAAAGAGGAGCUCACACACUGACUUGUCCCGAGUAUCAGAUGUUGUACGUUGAUAAUGGGAUUGCUGUUGGCGAGGAGUUGGAGCAGCUCAAGACCAUUGAUAGUCACUUCGUUCAAUUCUAAUGGCUUCCAUAAAAAACAGAAAAAAAUGAUUAUUAGAGGAAUCUUAAAUUAGUUGCAGUUUGUACUUUUGUAUCAUAACAAUUGUUAUUUUGGGAAUCAUGAACUAGUUGCAACUGUAUACUUUGGUACCAUAUAUACAUUUGUUUGCUA